AUGUUUGCAAACAAAGUGGUACUGAUCACCGGCGCCAGUUCGGGAAUCGGAGCUGAAACUGCUCUAGACUUCUCAAAACUUGAUGCUAAAUUGGUAAUUACCGGAAGAAAUAAACAAAAUUUAGAGAAUGUUGCUAAACAAUGCGAAGAAAAUUCACCAAGCUGUUUAAAACCACUGAUCGUAAUCGCCGAUAUGAAUAAUGAAAGUGACGUAGAGAACAUUAUUAAAACUACUAUCAACGAAUUCAAGCAACUCGAUGUCUUGGUGAACAAUGCUGGUGUUCUUGAAUCUGGUUCCAUAGAAAACACUUCACUAAAUCAGUACGAUCGAGUGAUGAAUACUAACGUCCGAGGACCAUACCAUCUUACAAUGUUAGCUACUCCUCACCUCGUAAAAACAAAGGGAAACAUAGUUAACGUAUCCAGUGUGACUGGCUUACGAUCUUUUCCAAACGUUCUUGCAUACUGCAUGUCUAAAUCUGCUCUGGACCAAUUCACGAGGUGUGUUGCUUUAGAACUGGCACUAAAGGGUGUUCGUGUUAACGCUGUGAAUCCUGGUGUGAUAACUACAGGUCUUCAUAUGAAGUCUAGUAUGAAUGAACAGGAAUACGAAGAAUUUAUUAAGAAUUGUGCGCAAAGCCAUGCCUUGGGUAGAGCCGGUGAUGCAAAGGAAGUUUCAUCGGUGAUUGUCUUUCUAGCAAGUGACGCUGCUAGUAACAUGACGGGUGUUACUUUACCUGUUGACGGGGGACGCCAUGCUAUGUGCCCACGGUAG
This is a messenger RNA of Spodoptera littoralis (African cotton leafworm), 774 nucleotides long. The record is from the annotation of a GenBank genome assembly. NCBI's taxonomy places the organism in Eukaryota, Metazoa, Arthropoda, Insecta, Lepidoptera, Noctuidae.